Molecule: messenger RNA, 1387 nt
Organism: Asterias rubens (European starfish)
Lineage: Eukaryota; Metazoa; Echinodermata; Asteroidea; Forcipulatida; Asteriidae
Product: galaxin-like
Exons: 4
Coding region: 620-1387 (255 amino acids)
Source: RefSeq, a predicted model, not a curated record
AUGACAUUCACUCAUGCAUGUUGAACAUCUUGUAAGGGUUAGUUGUUUUGCAGUUACUUCUAUAAACAUCUAUCAAUAGCAGAAACUCUUUAAGCAAAAUGUUCUUAACAAUAUGAAUUGAGCCCUUGUUGACAAAGGUCCAAAAGUUGCACAACAAUUUCCUAUGAACAUUGCUCUUAAAUAUGAAGAGACGGAGUCUUCAAUUUAACACAUGAGGGUUUGAUACAUGAGGAAAACUUUCCUAAUAAUUUUUUUGGGUACUUAUGUUGUAUGGAUAGAUUUCGUAAUAGAUUGUCUUGUAUCUUUGUUUUACAUAAUAGAUUUCUUGAUACAUUUUCUUGUAUAUGUUGUAUCGAUAAAUAUCCCAAUGCAUUUUCUUGUAUCUAUUUCAAAUUAAUAGAUUUCCCAAUCAAUUUUCUUGUAUCUAAAUGGAUAAAUUUCCUAAUCCUAAACGAUUGUCUCUGGUAUCUAUGUUCUAUUAAUAGAUUCAGUAUGCUGUGGUUCAACAGUGAUAGACAGCUCCUAUCAGACAUGUUGCUUUAACGGUGUAGAGUACGCCCCAAGGGUCGGUCUUGGGUCCUGCUGCGGAGCGGACAAGCUCUUCAAUCCAGAGACCGAUAUGUGUUGUGAACGACACCAGCCCAACCCUGCCAGUGAGGUUCAUGUGAUUGGUCAGGACGCAGUGAUAGAUGGAGACUUUGAAUGUUGCGGACUGACUGCUAUCAAUACCACAAAGACAAGAUGUUGUAAUCAGGCCCAGAAAGAUAAAACUCCCUACAACGACUGCUGCGGCGGAACGACCUUUGACACUCGCUCACAAAUCUGCUGCGAGGACACAGUAAGAGAUCUGACAGAUGGAGAAACAGAGUGCUGUGCCACCAACGCUUUUAACCCAGCCAAUAAGGUGUGCUGUGGGUUUGGUACAAACAGAGUUCUAUACGACAUUGGUCAUGGAAGUUGCUGCCGUGCUACGCCAUACAGCAGUUCGCUGGACUCAUGUUGCUAUGGAAAGAUCCAUCAUGUCCCUAAGAUUAAUGAAGUACAAGGCUGCUGUAAGCAAGAGUCGUAUCUCAAGACUGAUCAAGUGUGCUGCGAAGGAAACCUUCAUGAUAGACAGCCAGGGAUGCAAUGCUGUGGGAGAGAGCUGUACAACACAACCUCUGAGCUGUGCUGCGGUAACACCACCAUACCACGAUCAACCCCGUCCCUCCAGUGCUGUGGGAACACCAGCUACGACACUCUCCAAGAAACCUGCUGUCACCACGUUGGUCAAAGCUUCACGGGCCUGAAUCUGUCUUGCUGCUACUCCACCCGAUUCACCACAGUAGAUGUAUAUAAUCCUCUGACUCAGACUUGUUGUCGUGGAAGAAGAGAUGGUAUGUUUUAA